GGGACGAGAUUUUAUUUGAGUUUUGUUCAUAACAAUGGAAAAGUGAUCUCAUCAGCAGCCCGAAUCAGGGUUUAUGAUCUGCCAUUUUUCUUGCUGUUUCUUCAUCAAUUUUUCUUCUGAAAAUAAGAAAGAACAAAUUAUAAGUACUUGCACCAUAUCAGAAUGAAAUUUCCUGAUCAUCCACUACCGAAUCCGCCGUUUAUGGGCCGUACAGGUGGAGAUGGCGGAGGCUUUUUUCCUCCACCUCCAAUUAACCAUCCGCGGCCGGAGUCAUCAAUUUCUUCAUAUGAGCAUCCUCCUCCAUUCAAGAGACUCAAGAUGUCUUCAGAUAACAUACCAAAUUCUGUACCUCUCCUAAAUCCAAAGGUGAACCCACCAAUUCAUCCGGGAAGUAAAGGAAUAACCAAUAUAUUCUAUAAGACGCGAAUGUGCUUGAAAUUCUUGGAAGGCAACUGUUUGAAUGGGGAGCAUUGUACAUUUGCCCAUGGUGUUGAAGAUGUACGAAAACCCCCUCCCAAUUGGAAGGAACUUGUUCAGAAAAAAGAUAAACGGGUGGGAAGCUGGAGCGAUGAGCAGAGAAUGGUACAUGGAAUGAAAAAUUGCAGGAAGUUUUACAAUGGAGAAGACUGUCCAUAUGGAGAGAACUGCAACUUCCUUCAUGAAUAUCCAACUGUAGAGACUCAUAUUUCGAGGCAGAGGAAGAGUUCUGCAAUAAGCAUCGGAGCCACAGGGUCGAUUAAUGUGAACACAAGUGUAUCUCAUCAACCCGAGUCUCAGAAACAUGUUGACUCCGUCGUGGAUGCUUCCCGAUCAAACACUGUGUAUUGGAAGACCAUAAUAUGCAAUAAAUGGGCGAGAGGUCAAUGCCCAUUUGGAGAAAGAUGUUGUUACGCUCAUGGACAUUCAGAGUUGCAAUGGCCUGCUGCUCAUGCGGAGCCAGAACCAACACUGAAUUCUCAUCAGAUUCCAGCAAAGCCUCUAUCUACUCCUGCAAUUGAUUCAUCUCCUGCAACUAAGUUGAUUAAUUUCCCUAAAGAAAAGAACGAAUCAGAUGAGAAUAACUCAAAAAAGUGGAAGUUAAACAGGAGGGUCAAUGGAAUUUAUGGAGAUUGGUUGGAUGAUCUAUCACCUCCUCGCUGCUAGUAGCCAAGAAGAGAUAGGAGCUUUGACAUCAUGAUUGUGAAUUAAUAAUAUCCCGAACCCGGUAAAGGUGGAAGUUUAUGGUCUUUCAAGCGUUCAUCUCAACUUUUUUUCCCCUUUCUACUUAAUUUUGUAUUAUUUGUGACAUAAAA
Messenger RNA from Olea europaea var. sylvestris, 1292 nucleotides. RefSeq names its product zinc finger CCCH domain-containing protein 39-like. Lineage: Eukaryota; Viridiplantae; Streptophyta; Magnoliopsida; Lamiales; Oleaceae. The transcript has 3 exons. Bases 163 to 1143 code for a protein of 326 amino acids. Gene Ontology annotation, molecular function: metal ion binding; mRNA binding. The record is from RefSeq and is a predicted model, not a curated record.